AUGUAUCGGAAGUUGUCUAAGUUAGAACACUCGGAAAUAAAACAACUUCUUACAGAAGCUAAUAUAGAUGUUGCAAAGCAUUACGCAACAAACAAAAAAGCACUCGCUGACAUCCUCAAUGACUAUAAUGGUGCAAUAAGUUAUGAUAGAAUUCAUGAGUUCAUAAAGCCGCAACGCGGCGAGGACGAAGUCCAUGCAAGAGCAUUUCCUUUAAAUGACGUUGCUAUUGACUUAUAUCAUAGACGUUCAGUACCUCAUGAAGUAAGAAGAGAAAUGUUUGACAUAACAAAUGCGAACGUUGGUCAUACUCGUAAAGCUCUUUCGCAUGAUGUUCGUCAAGAAAUGUUUGACAUAACAAAUGCAAACGUUGGUGAAACAAGAAGAAGAGACGACACACUGAAACAACAGAGAAGAGAGAUGUUUAAAGUGCUAUAG
Trichomonas vaginalis G3 is the source of this 435-nucleotide messenger RNA. Its product is annotated as organellar and viral DNA polymerase type B. The coding region runs from base 1 to 435 and encodes 144 amino acids. The record is from RefSeq and is a predicted model, not a curated record. The transcript has a single exon. NCBI's taxonomy places the organism in Eukaryota, Parabasalia, Trichomonadida, Trichomonadidae.